Messenger RNA from Tympanuchus pallidicinctus (lesser prairie-chicken), 1443 nucleotides. It is a transcript of the gene CRIPT, whose product is annotated as CXXC repeat containing interactor of PDZ3 domain. Gene Ontology annotation, molecular function: PDZ domain binding; microtubule binding. Lineage: Eukaryota; Metazoa; Chordata; Aves; Galliformes; Phasianidae. Gene Ontology annotation, cellular component: dendrite. The transcript is spliced from 5 exons. Gene Ontology annotation, biological process: cytoplasmic microtubule organization. The record is from RefSeq and is a predicted model, not a curated record. The coding region runs from base 102 to 407 and encodes 101 amino acids.
UCUCACAACCCGGCCCUUACACGGGACGCCGGCCGCCCGGCAACAGGAUGGCGUCAGCUCCGGGGCGGGCCCGGAAGAGGCGGUUGUUAUGUUGAGCCGCCAUGGUGUGCGAGAAGUGUGAGAGGAAGCUGGGCACGGUGAUCACUCCUGAUACGUGGAAGGAUGGGGCGAGAAACACCACAGAAAGCGGUGGCCGAAAGCUGAACGAAAACAAGGCAUUGACCUCAAAGAAAGCAAGGUUUGAUCCUUAUGGAAAGAACAAAUUUGCAAUAUGUCGAAUUUGUAAGAGUUCUGUCCAUCAGCCUGGAUCUCACUACUGUCAAGGAUGUGCCUAUAAAAAAGGCAUCUGCUCAAUGUGUGGCAAGAAGGUGUUGGAUACGAAGAACUACAAGCAAACUUCUGUCUGAUUACAUUGAUCAGUUUUUCAUGAACUUCUGACUUCUGCAUCUUUGUACAUUUACCUUUGUCCAAUAUUGUUGAUGAAUAUUACUUCCUGGAAGAUAAUACACUUACUUGGGAUGAGUUUAGGGGAGAAGACAGCCUGGUUGUUUCUGUAGAAAUGAACACAGUAUUUGAUUGUUGUUGUUGUGGCACUAACGUUAAUAUUUAAGGGGUAAUGGUUUGCAGCAGCUGAUACAGCUCAUAGUGAUAGGUUGAAACUGUGUUACUAUCAUAUCAGAUCCUUGAGGUGAGCACUUACUGUUCUGUUGUCCUGUCUUGAAUCUUCUGCUUGUGUGCUGGUAAUACUUAAUGGAUGCAUAAAAUAUGAGCUUAUAUCACAUCUUUAAAAUACCAUCAUUAAUUAGUUCUGUGCUUACAGGUAUUUAUAUUUUUGCUCAUCCCUAACUAUUAUGUCCUGCACUUUGAAGUGCUGCUUUUCAGAGCUUAAUUCCAUUGUUCUGACCCAACGGUAGUGUCUGUUGAAUCGAAAGCUGUUAAACUACUGAAAUGCAGUGUAUUGCUGCAAAAGUAAGAACUGGCAGAGUAACAUUGAUUAGCUAUUCCCUUGUCAAAUCCCAAGCAGAUUCUGCAUACAGCAUCUGGUGGCCCAAGGCAAUAAAAUAAUGAGCAUCAAUUUCUCAUGCCAGGUCUCAGUCUCCUUAUUUCCUAAGUUGGUGUGGUUUCUAAACGCUUGUUUUGAAACUGGCUCUUCAAUUCUGUGAUGUAUGAUUGUUUAUAUAAAUGUCAGAUUGAAAGAUCAAAACAGACUGCCUUCCCUUUAGCACUGUUUGGAGAUAAGACUGAGGCAAGCACCUGUGAACGUGUGAGGCUGCAUUUCUUUCAUCUUUUUGUGAAUUCUGUGUAAGAAAGUAAUUUCUCCUACAAAGAAUAAUAACUUGAAUUCAUGAUAGGAUUUUAACUAGACCUUUUUGUUUAUUCCUCUUGCCAUCUAUUCUUAGCAAAUUCUUACAGUUUUGCAACUUAUUUUCAACCAUAAGGGAG